This is a messenger RNA of Neltuma alba, 937 nucleotides long. RefSeq names its product probable xyloglucan endotransglucosylase/hydrolase protein 26. Gene Ontology annotation, molecular function: hydrolase activity, hydrolyzing O-glycosyl compounds; xyloglucan:xyloglucosyl transferase activity. The transcript is spliced from 4 exons. Gene Ontology annotation, cellular component: apoplast; cell wall. Gene Ontology annotation, biological process: xyloglucan metabolic process; cell wall biogenesis. The coding region runs from base 1 to 888 and encodes 295 amino acids. Lineage: Eukaryota; Viridiplantae; Streptophyta; Magnoliopsida; Fabales; Fabaceae. The record is from RefSeq and is a predicted model, not a curated record.
AUGGCAAAAUUCAAUGAAAUAUUUUUAGCUUCGUUCAUAUUUGCAGUUGCGCUAUUAUUCAACUUAUUGUUGGCUCCAGUGGACGCCAAGUUCUCCAAGAGCAUGUACAUCACCUGGGGUCUUCAACACACAGCGAUUCAGGGCAACGGUGAAGAUCUUCAGCUUGUUCUGGAUCAAACUUCAGGAUCUGCUGCUCAAACAAAGAAAGCAUUUUUAUUUGGAAGCAUUGAAAUGCUGAUCAAGCUGAUACCUGGUAACUCCGCUGGAACAGUUACAGCCUAUUAUCUAUCCUCCACGGGAAGCCAGCAUGACGAGAUAGAUUUUGAGUUCUUAGGCAACGUUUCAGGACAACCAUACAUUGUCCACACCAACCUAUACACACAAGGAAUAGGCAACAGGGAGCAACAAUUUUACCUCUGGUUCGAUCCAACGGCUGACUUUCAUAAUUACACCAUUCAUUGGAAUCCCAAAGAAAUUGUAUGGUACGUUGAUGGGCUUCCACUUCGAGUUUUCCGAAACUACGAAAAAGAAGGCAUUGCUUAUCCAAACAAGCAAGGAAUGAAGGUCUAUACCAGUCUGUGGAAUGCAGAUGACUGGGCAACUAGAGGUGGGCUUAUUAAGACUGACUGGAGUGAUGCUCCGUUCAUUGCCAGACUUAGCCAUUUUAGGGCAAGGGCUUGCAGGUGGAAUGGACCAGUGAGCAUUAGUCAGUGUGCAGCCAAUGUCCCUGCAAACUGGUGGACGAAUCCUAUUUACAGCAGGCUGAGUUAUGGCCAGAUGGGUCAGCUGAGUUGGGUCAGAAAGAACCACAUGAUUUAUGACUACUGCACAGAUUUCAAAAGAUUUAAUGGACAAAUGGCUCCUGAGUGCUUUAAAAAUCAGUUCUAAGUACAUGUGGGAAAUUGCUCUCAAGUUUCCUUCUUCACCUGCUUUUGGG